Messenger RNA from Pararge aegeria (speckled wood butterfly), 691 nucleotides. RefSeq lists its product as uncharacterized. NCBI's taxonomy places the organism in Eukaryota, Metazoa, Arthropoda, Insecta, Lepidoptera, Nymphalidae. The record is from RefSeq and is a predicted model, not a curated record. The coding region runs from base 1 to 474 and encodes 157 amino acids. The transcript has 3 exons.
AUGAAUACCAGUAAAUGCAUACUUUGCUUAUACAUUUUAAUUCAAGGAUCUGAUGGUGUUAUAUUUGAAAGAUUUAUCGAAGCAAUAGGAUUUCCAUAUUAUAAACUCUCUUUUAUUUUAGGAAAUUGCCAAGAGAGUCGCAUUUACUUCGAAAAUAAGGCGUGGCCUACCGCUCGAAUGAACCGAAUAUUGGAUAUCUAUUACAAAAGUGAAAUAAAUGACUUCAAAGUAUCAAGUGUAAAAAUUAAAUUAGUUAUCAACAACACAGACUGUGUGGGCUAUUCCGAACGCGGCGUUGGCUAUCCUGAAUUUUCGGCUACAAUAUUUUUUGCAACCAAUAUGGCUGUUAUUUUUUAUUCUCUCUCAAUAUAUACUUGCAGUCGUGCUUAUGAGAAAGUUAAUAUAACUGUAGACACGGACUUAAUACCCGAUUUACCGUUCUUGAAUGAAAAACAAAAUGAAGACGAUGAUUAAACCUAAAGAGAAUUUAACUGAUAAAUACAUAUCUUAGUUUAUUUAACUAUUAAUGUACUUCCUGAUAGCUGCCAAAUAGUCGUAGCUACCAUAUAGGCGUAAUACAUAGUUUGCUAACCACCUUAUCCCAGUGUGCUUAAAAUUGUUAUCUAGUAACCCACAGGAACACAUGUGUCUUGAUAUAUGAAAAUUCCAUAAGUAUUUGUGGACAUUUGUU